GACUAAAUUGACAAGUGACACGUAGUUUCGACGUUGGCUACAGCAUUUUAACAGUUGAAAACACAUCACACAAAGAAAUAGAACAACGUACAGUGGUUUAAAAAAAUGGCGGGAAACAGUCCACAUUGGUCCGAGUGGUGGAUAACAACAUCGAGUUUAGAACCCCUGUGGAGGAAUCAACCAACAUACAUUAUAUCUCAGGCAGUCUAUAUUUUUGCUGGCAUCGUAACACUAUUACAUGCAUUCAGGAAAGGUGGUCGUUGGCCCUAUUUCUGGCUGGCAACCGUUCUACACGGCUUGUAUGCUGAUAAUUUCUGGCACUUCGUCUUACCAGAAUAUGACAACUUCUGGCAUUCGCAAACGUCUAUAAUCUUUUUGGGCGGGAGACUACCUCUGCACAUCAUACUUUUAUACCCAGCAUUCAUAUAUCAUGCUGCAUAUGCAGUCAGCCGGUUGAACUUGCCCAAAUACGCUGAACCCUUUGCUGUCGGACUUCUCACCGUGCUGGUCGACAUACCGUAUGAUAUAGUAGCCGUUAAGUUCGUGCACUGGACAUGGCAUGACACAGACCCCAACAUAUACGAUCGCCACUACUGGGUUCCUUGGAACUCUUAUUAUUUCCACUCCACCUUUGCCGCGAGUUUGUACUUCUUUUUCAUCAGCAGCAGAAAAUGGCUGUCGCCUAAAACACCCCAAUGGCAAGCCGCUUCGAAGUGUGUGGAAUGGAAAUCUCUAAUCAUCGCAACAGUUUUGGGCAUGCCUGGUGGAGUUCUGCUCUUCAUUCCGAUUUACCACCCGCUACAUGACAACCUGAAGAUACAUUCCGAAGUCACUUUCUUCCUACUGUUCUCUGUUUUCGCUAUAUUCAUUAUCAACGGAAUACUCAGUGAUAGAGAAAAGUGUAAAGAGCAGCUUACAGCAAUCGACUACGUACUGAUACUUCAGUUAGCUAUCCACUACGUAACAUAUUGGGUUUUCGUCGUGUUCUUCAACCCUGCCAAGGAGAUCUCUGUGGGUCUGCACGAGCCCGUUGGCCCAUGCAACGAAGUAGCCUCCCUAAUAACGCCGUUCGGACAGACACUAAACAAAAGAAAAUAUUUUUGUCCCGAUAAUUACGACGAGGGGUAUUUUGAUUUCCACUGCGUCGGCGGUACAAAGCCACAGAACGGUGCUACGUGGUACGUGAUAUGUGGGACACCUUUCGAAAAUCGGGCGGAAUACAUAGCUGUAAUCUCCGCUAUACUUGUGCUCGCGGCUGGAAUUUUCGGCGGUAUAUAUUUCAAGAAUACGCAAGCAACUCCACCUGCCGCUAAGAAGCUUAAAUAUAAAUGAUGAAUACCAGACAACACAUGUUUGGAUUGUUAUAUUUUUAAUAGUGUUUGAUUUUUUAAGACUUGUUUGAUGAUUAACGCUAAAUUAAUAUACCUGGAUAUCUAUUUUA
Messenger RNA from Pararge aegeria (speckled wood butterfly), 1441 nucleotides. RefSeq lists its product as uncharacterized. Lineage: Eukaryota; Metazoa; Arthropoda; Insecta; Lepidoptera; Nymphalidae. The record is from RefSeq and is a predicted model, not a curated record. The transcript has 8 exons. Bases 106 to 1332 code for a protein of 408 amino acids.